Paraglomus occultum is the source of this 579-nucleotide messenger RNA. The record is from the annotation of a GenBank genome assembly. NCBI's taxonomy places the organism in Eukaryota, Fungi, Glomeromycota, Glomeromycetes, Paraglomerales, Paraglomeraceae.
AUGAGCCAAGUAAAUGACGAAUACGCUGUCUCGGAACGAACACAUUCAUAUCGUCGUAGGUCCUUCUCUGACCGCGAUGAGCGCAAGAACCAUACUUCGCGUCAUCACCACCAUUCGCCGCCUCCACCUCAUACACACCAUCAGCCUGUGAUGAAAUUUAAUGCCGAUUUUUGGAAGCAGGUUGGUAAACAAGAGGGAGUUGGCGAAGAGGAAGGGAAGAGUAGUGAUUUCAAGCGGAAUGUUAUGAAAGCUCUGUUCAAAGAAGAACGUUUCAAAGAAUUUCAGAAACGACGAUGCAUGGACCAAGUAAUGGAUGUCGAUGAUGAUGAUGACGAGUGGCUAGAACAGCAACAGUUAAUUCAUAACAUAGUACAAAACCAAUGGCAAUCGGCUUCGGUUGGGAUGUAUCCAACAAACAUUCCUAAUGAACUUGACGUACAGCAGCAACAAUUAAUACUACAACAGCAGGCAGCUUACGUGGAGCACCUGCCAACAGAGAUUGCACAGGCAGUAGUUCAGAAGAAGUUGCCACCGGAAUUUUAUACCUACCGACAGGACAAUUCGCAACAGAUUAUUUGA